Molecule: messenger RNA, 11285 nt
Organism: Rhipicephalus sanguineus (brown dog tick)
Lineage: Eukaryota; Metazoa; Arthropoda; Arachnida; Ixodida; Ixodidae
Gene: tai
Product: nuclear receptor coactivator 1-like
Biological process (GO): positive regulation of transcription by RNA polymerase II; cellular response to hormone stimulus
Cellular component (GO): nucleus
Molecular function (GO): nuclear receptor binding; protein dimerization activity
Source: RefSeq, a predicted model, not a curated record
AAGCGGCGCUGCUUAUCGAGCGCUCCGUUCAGGAAGCGCCGCCAUCUUGAUUGUCGCCCGUGACUACGUAAAAUGGACGGGGUCUGGAGGCCCGGUGGUGGAGAUCGCCCACAAGGCUUCCCAAAUGUGACCCAUCUUUGGAGGGUUGGUCUGAGAUGAGCGUGGUCACCAAUGUAGUUCUCAAGAAGCGGAGGAAGCCGGAAAACAAACCCCAGUCGCAGCUGAAGAAGUGCCUUAAUGAGAAGCACCGGCGGGAGCAGGAGAACGUCUACCUGGAGGAACUAGCAGAACUGAUCUCUGCUAGCCUGUCUGACAUGAAUUCCCUGUCCGUCAAGCCAGACAAGUGUGCCAUACUGCAGGAGACGGUCAACCAGAUUCGCCGGAUCAAGCAGCAGGAGGCGAGUGGCGGCGGAGGCCUUGGCGAGCUGCAGCAGAGCGAGGUGUCGUCGAGCAAGCCGACCAUCCUGGGCAGUGACGUGCUGGGGCCCUUGCUCCUCGAGGCGCUGGACGGGUUCCUGUUUGUGGUCAACACCGAGGGGCGCAUCGAGUUUGUGUCGGAGAACGUCUCGUCCUUCCUGCAGUACGGCCAAGGGGAGCUGGACGGCACGAGCAUCUACAACAUCCUACACCACGGCGACCAUGGCCGCUUCAGCAGCAACCUGCUGCCCAUGUCGCUGGGCGCCAACGGCCUGGGCUGGACCGAGGCCGGGGGCAAGAGCCGCUCGUUUCAGUGCCGCUUCCUGUUGCGCCCACCCGAUGCCGAGGACAAGCAGAAUAGUGCGCGCGUCGCUCCCCUCUACGAGAACAUGCACAUCUCGGCCAUCUUCCUGCCCUACCCCAACGGCUCCGGCACGGGAGGCGCAGGCAGCGGCGAUGAAUCCGGCGCAGACUCCGAAGUGCAAAACUGCCUGGUCUGUGUGGCCCGCCGUAUCCCCGCGAACGAGAAGAUUCCAGCCUCUGUAGGUGUGGAGCAGUUCACGACACGCCUCGACCUCAGUGGAAAAAUUCUUGCUGUAGACACCAGUGGUGUGUCAUCAACGUAUAGCCAGUACCUCAACAAGUCCCUCGUGGGACGUGUGAUCCAGGAGCUCUGCGAUUCUAGGGACCUCCACAAGUUGGAUCAACAUCUUAAAGAGACUCUCCAGCAGGGUCAGCAUACGAGCGCCAUCUACCGGCUCCAGGUGACGCCCGACAAGUCUCUGCUAGUGCAGACGAAAAGCAAGCGCUUCAACUACAACCAGGUCACGAGCGAGCCAGAGUUCCUCAUGGCCACCCACUCCAUCAUCCGGGACAGCGAGGCCCCGUCCCCGGAUGAGUUGAGCAGGGGUCCGACGCCAGUCAACGGGGCACCCGCCUCCUCGUCGUCGGGCCCGGCCCCCAGCGGUAGCGGGAGCACCAGCGGUGGCGUGGUAGUGACCACCGGGCCCCCGUCCGUGUCCGCUGCGGGUGGCGGCGCAGCGGCCGCCUUCUUCCACCUGAGCCCCUCGUCUUCGGGAGGCAGCCAAGACUUCAACUUGCUAUCCAUGGAGAUGUUCCCGUCCACCUCCUGGCCCGAGGAGGAAGACCUCGCCUCGGCUAACACGCCUAAGGGUGGCAAGAGCGUGCCCGGCGGAGGCGAUGGUGACGACGACGAGUACGGUCCGUCGUCCCUGCCACCUCCCGCAUCCACUCCGGGGGCCGUCAGCGCUCCCUCGCCCUACACGACGGGGGGCACAACCUCGUCGUCGGAGGACGGCGGGCCGCAGAAGCUGCGCAACCUGCUGACCCAGGGCCUGGGAGGGGCCGGCGGCGGGAACGACGAGACUGACGCCCCGAGCAGUAGCCGGUCGGAGAACGUCAUCCUGCGAGAACUCCUCAACCAGGAGGACGAAGAGGAGAGGCAGGAGGGAAACAACAUGCUCAGACGGUUGCUGAAUAGCGAGGACAAUGGGGACAAGAGUUUCCGCAGGUCACAGGAUCUGCUCAUUCAGCAGCUGCUCAAGGCCGAGUCGCCCGACAAGCCCGAGGGCGCGGAAGAAAGUGGCUCCAAGCGCAAGAGCCUGGAGGACGGCCAGGACACGGACCAGCCACCCAAGCGGCCCAACAUGGCGGGCGGGCGACCGCCGACGAUUGCCCGUGUCACUAUCCCAAAGACCUUUGCCCAAAGCAUCCACUACUACACCCAGUACCAGCGCGUCCCCACAGGAAUCGUGCAGCAGGGAGCAAGCGGCAUGUCCCUUAGUCCCGAGAUUAAGGCUCACCUCGCCGGCCAGAACCCGAUGCUGGCGUCGAUGCUGGCGCAGACGCCUCGGCCCGUGCCCUCGGUGCCGACGUCCAUCGCCAACUCGAUAGUGUCGCAACUGCCCCAGGAGCGGUUGCCCAAAAACCUCGAGAAGAAGCUCAUUCACACGCCACUCACGCCCGGUGCGCUGUUGCCCCCUCAGCAGCAGCAACCACAGCAGCCACAGCAGCCGCAGUCUGUGAUGGUCAAGCAGCCACAGCCCGGCCGGCCCACCACAUUGCUCGGCCUCGGACCACAAGAGACCAGUGCGAUGACUCUUCAGCAGCAGCGAACCUUCGGCGGUGGUGGUGGCCUCAUUCAGCAGCAGCAACCACCACAGCACGGCUUUCUCAGCAAGAUCCUGACGAACAGCCCGGACUCGACCAGGCGAGCCGUGCAACUGUCGCAGCAGCAGUCUCAGGCUUACCUGCCUCACACGACAAAUGCGGCGGCGGGAGGCUCCAGCUUUUCCCCGGGCGUAAGUGGUCCCAGCGCCGUGCUCUCCGAGCUCCUCAACGAUUCGCGCGUCCCGGCCAGCAUUGUGAACGCGGUAAACUCCUCGUCUGCGGCGUCCCUCACCAUGGCCGCUGCGGCGGGGGGUGCGUCGGCCGACCAACUGCUGUCGCAAGUGCUGGAUGAUGUGUGGAGCUUGCAGCAGGAAGCAGAGACGACAACAACCUCAGAGGAUACGGUGCUGCUGCGGCUGCUUGAAGAGAUCGUGGAGAAUUCGCCGCAGGUACUGCACUCGCAGGGGCUGCAGAGUGUUCCUCAGGGACAGCCCGAGCUGAGUGAAAAGAUGGCCAUCAGCGUCAUCCAGCAGCAGCUGAUGAGCUUCGAGGCACAGGCUGCGCAGCUGCAGCCGCAGGCUCCUCUGUAUGCGGCACCCGUGUCCUCUGCAUCUUAUCAGGCAGCCCCUCCAUUGUACAACAGCGCGACUGCUCAGAGGAUGCGACUGGCUGCCCAACAGCCACAGCCGCAGCCGGGUCAGCAGCAGCAGCAACAGCAGCAGCAGCAAGGGCUACGUCCGUAUGCACCCAGUGUGGCCAGCAUGGCAGGCGUGUCUCCACAGAUGCGGCGCAACCUUCUGGAGCGGCGGCAGAAGAUAUUCCUGCAGCAGCAGCAGAAGCGUCUGCUGGCGCAGCAGCAGCAGCAGCAGCUCACCAUGCAGACGCAGCAGCAGCCACCCGACACGUUCGGACCCGAGAGCAUCAACGAACUGCUCAACCACGGAGUGGCGCCACCCAACAUUGCCAUUCAGCACAGCUACCACCUGAGCCAGGGACAGGGCAGGGACCUGCAGGAGAAAAUGAUGAAGAUGUUCAGACCGAGAGGUGGAAUGUCUGGUGCAGAUGCGCCUCAGCAGCUGUCUCCGCGAUUCGGCGGUGUGCUCAGUCCCCCUCAGCAACAGUGGACUAAUCGACAAUCAGAUGUUGCCUUUAAUCCUUCAAGCGUUGGAAGACAUAGGACAGUGGUACCCAGGGCAAGGAGGAGGCCCCAGCAGCUGUCUCCAGGGCAGCGCUACUCGCCCCAGCAGCCGCAGCAGGGAGGAGGCGGUUUCCCUAGUCCAUACACGAGUCCGGGCUCCCCUCACCUGGGCUCUCCCAGCGGAGGCAAUGGGCCACCCCAGUGGUCCCCACGGCCCCAGGCGGCCUCCCUCCAGCAGCAGAACCCCAUGCUCAAUGCCCAGCUCUCACAGGGUACCUUCGGCGCGCAGCAGCAGCAGCAGCAGCAACAGCAGCAGCAGCAGCAGCAGGCGCGCUUUGUGAGCCAGGCACGGCAGCCUCAGCCCCAGCAGCAGAUGGCCGGUGGGGGCCUGCGGCAAGUGGUCAGUCCUGGAGCGGGCCUGGCUCGGAACCAGUCGCCCUUCGGGGAGCAGUUUCCUUUUGCUCCAGCCACCAGGGGGGGUCCCUCUCCCGGUCCCCCUCCUCCCCAGCACGGUCGACUGCAGAGGGCUAUGUCUGUACCAGCGGGUGCUCGGGUGAAUUCUCCGCGGACACCGCAGCAGCAGCCCCAACCUCAACCUGGCUUUGGGAGUGACCAGCUCCUCUCACCACCUGGCCCCCAGAUGUCUCCGGGGGGUGCGUACGGUGCCGCACCCGCAUCCUCAGCGCCCGUAUUUGGUCUGGACGCCACGUCCCAGUUCAACUUCGAACAGCACUCUCUACACGGGUUCGCGUCCGACAGGAGUCGAGUCGGGGGCAGCAUGCCGUCUGAGUACGUACGCCAAGAACUCAGGGCCAUAGUUGGAGCCCGAACGCAGGGACAGCAACAACAGCAGCAGCCUCAGCAGCAGCAGCAGCAGGCCCUUCAGCAACAGGGGGGUGGUGUCCGGGGCGCUGGUGGGGGGGGCUCCCUGUUACAAGCUGACCUCGAAGCCCUGGGCCUUCAGCUGGAACUCGGGGGUGCACCUUCUGAGCCUGGCUCCCCCCUCUUUCCAUUGCUGGCACCAUCCGACGCUCCACCAGCACAGCCUACACCCAGGGUUGAAGACAAGCCCAGCAGCGACCAGCGCAAGAGCUUGCUGCAGCAACUGCUCUCCGAGCCCACCUAGGGCCAGCUGGCUGGAGAAGACGCCCCACGUCGCUGGCUGCCUUGGCGGGGCCUAGCCAACGGAUGAAGACGUCUCUCCAUACCGCGUGUGUGUGCCGGGUGUAUGUGUGGUGCCGUACUGUGAGCGCCAGCAAUCAAGCUCCGUCUUGGAUCUGCUGUGACAGUGACCUGUGCCGCGUUGGUGGUGAUGGUUUAGGGGAGGGAAGAACAAUGGCAGGACAGCCACUUUUGUUUUGUUGUGGUUGCCGCUGCGGACCUGCUCUUCGCCGUUGCCCCGCUGCCACUGCGCCUGCCAGCAGGACACCGGUGCGUGCUGUAACGGAGCAGUGCCGUGCGUGUGCCCCCUUGGUGGGAGGAGACCGGUGUCGUUUCUUGUUCUUGUUGUUCCUCAUCGAGUUCUGCCACCGUUGCGUGCGUGUGUGUGAUGGAGAAAAACUGACAGUGACGACGGCAGUGUCACGUGAACUUGGCCUCUCUCUUUCGGAGAAGGGAACUGCCGUAGCAUGUGGGGGGACUCAUCCCGAGCCCACCGCUCCUCAUUAUAUUUUCUUUGUACAUAUGUGUAAAGCAACGCCGUGCGUGUGCCCAUCCUCAGCAGUGUGAUGACGACACAAGACUGCUUUUCUUUAUUAUUAUUAUUUUUUUUUGCUGCUGCUGCGAGUGUAGUUUAGGGAACAGUGUUCUUUUUCCCGGUUUUUCCUCCUCCUCGCGUGCGGUUACUGUUACGGCCGAUGAUGAUGUCUAUGUGGUUUGCUUUGUUUUCUCCCUCCUCCUCCUCCUUCCUGGCCGCACUCGGCCUCGACCUUUUUUUUCUUGCUCCUACAGAGGCACUCGUUUAACUAGUACUACUACUAAGUGUUGUUCUUCUAUCUGUUCGCCCGUGCCCCCGGAAACACUUCAGUUCCUUUGAUCUUCUGUUGCCGCUCUUAGCUAAACGUGUACAGUAACCUUCCUUGGCCAUUUUUCUCUCGCCUCUUCUCCUUCCUUCCCCAUUUUAGGAAAGAAAAGCGUCCUUGUUUUUGUUAUUGUUGAUGCGCACGUCACGUGUGCCGGUCGCCCUCUCUCUAGGGGCGGGCUUCUUCUCCACGCCUGUGAUUUUUCUCGUGCAUGGUAAGGUCUCUCCCUCGCUCUCAGCAGGUCGUCGAGGCCGAAUCACCGGCUGCCCUUCCUUCGGCCCGGUUACACGGUGGUAGCAUUCGUGGCUUCGAGACCACUCCUCUUCGAGCUGUGCUGCCAAUCUUUGUUCUUUGAGCAAGAAAAACGAGCACAGCCUACUGUCCCUUUCUUUAGCGGGCUUUGUCAUUUCAUAGCACCUUCCCCCCUCUGCGCAGCAACCUCUGUUGUUUGUUCGCCGGUUUAAGAAAAAAAAUUUUUUAAGGUGGAGCGGAGAAAGGAGGAAAGCGCCUGGUUAUGUGGAUGGAUGUUUUCGGCUGGCAGUGUGUUGGUGUUUAGUAGAAGAGAUGUUGAUGAAGGAGUCUGUGAUGGAAAAAAAAAAACGCACCUUGGAGGAGGCCUUGCGAAGCACAGCGUUUUUGUCCGACGGAGGGGGUGUUGCGAGCUCACCUUACGUUUUUUUUUUCUGUGUAGUUUGCGAUAUUAAGGAGGGGCCUGGGAUUUGUUGCAUGGUCGUCGUCCCGUUGUUCUCGCCGACUUCUUCUUUUCUUGUUGUUUCCCAUUGUGGAGUCUUGUUUUAGUUAAACUGCUCGCGUCUUGUUGCCACUCUUCUAAUCCCAUCUGGCCAACAUACAUAGCGUUAUAUAAACCAGCCGCAGACCGAGCGCAAUUUGCACCACCCCUCACUCCCCCCUCCCCCCCUUUUUUGAGGAAGUGGGGCCGUCUACCUCACAGGCCACACGUUAGAGUGUGGCGUCAUCUCGUGGAGAUUUUUCUUCUUCCCCCAUUCCUCUGUAUCCCCCGUUUGUUCUACCCCAUGGCUCCAGCCACGCUUUCCUUUUUUUUAUUUGCACUUCUUUAAUGCCUCGUGUACAAAUUGCCACAAAAGGGAGAGGGCUCACGUCUCACGUGAGCUCCACUUUCGGCAGCAGAGAUUGAUAGCCAUUUUUCGACUGCGACGGGCAGUUCAGGGUGUGUGGAUGGGUUUGGGCGUCUAGACGUUUGUAGUUGGUCGUGUGAGGGUUUGUUUCUUGGUGUUUUCCCUUGCCAUGUGCACUGGCUUCAUAGUUGUUUUGAGGAAAAAAAAAAGUGAAUGUCGAUCAAUGGAAGCUGCUUGAAUGUGUCGCGGGGGUUCCCGUUGAGUGAGUGGAUUUACUGCGCGGUUUCUCGGCUCGGAGGGAAAGAGUGCUACCGUGCGCGUUGGCGAGCGCAAAUUUGAACACUAAGCCAGGACUGUCGCAGUUUUGACGCCCCUCGUGCACCGCUGGGAGAGUGUGUUUUGGUAUUUGCGAUGCGAGCUUUGUUUGCAGCGUUUUUUCGGGAAACCCUGGCUUCCCGUACUUCGCGUGAUGACUGGUGCGACUAAUUAGCCAUGGCGCGGCGCUCGACUUGGUGGUACCUACGGGCAUUCUCACUUAGAGGUGCGCAUUGCCGGGAAACUUGGUUGCGGUACUUGGUAGAGGGUGCCGGUAAAGCUUCUUUCAUCGUCGUCUUCUCCUCUGCCUGUCGCUAACUGCGUAAGCGAUGCUCACUCACAUGAAGCCCUGCACCGAUAGGUGGCCGCAUACCGGUGGGCGACGUUCGCGGCUGUCCCGGCACCCUGCGCACCUUUUAUUACGAACUGGGCACUUGGAAUUUAUUAUUUUUCAGGCUGCUUGGCAUAAUGCUGUGAUGGUCUUCUCAGGCGGCGAGAUUCUCAACUUAAGAAAAAAGAAUUACCGGCAGAUAGCUAGAGGGAUAAAAAAAAAUUGAAGUGUCGUUAGAUAAUUUUGUCGCGUGCCUUUUCCUCUUAACCAGAAGCACUAUGGCAUGGAUGAGGGAGCUAGGCAAGCCCACCUCUCUUGUGUCGAAAAGAAAUAUAUAAGGGAAAAAAAAGGGGUGGCAAAUAACUGCCACGCACGAGGGGUGGUGUUCUCGCCGUGCUGUUGUCAGUGGUUGUUUUUUCUUUUUCCACUUGCGCUCCGUCUCGCUCUCCCCUUACUUUUUCUAGUAAAUAUUAUAUGAAUGAAUAUACAUAAAAUAUAUAUAUAUAUUAGAUACAUAGUCAUUUAUAUAUGUGUUACGAAGGGGCAGAGGAGAGGCACUUUUUUGGAGGAAAGGCUUAAAUAAGCGCACUUGCAAGAACAGGAGAGAAAAAAAAACUUGCCGCGCUUGUGUAUAGUCAUGCUGUGACAAGAGUACAAGUGGUGUCUUUCCUUCACGAGGUUCAGCCCUGACAAAGGUGCUUGUUCUUGUUUUGUUUUUUUUCUGGCGGCUUUUAUUUUAAAUCUCUUUCGGACAGACUGUCGUCUAGAUAGGUGCAGAUGGUUACUUAGGUGUGUGUUCAGAGCUCCGUUCCCUUGGGACGUGGUAGAGUCUUUGUUGCGGGCAUUCUUCUGGAGCACGCAGACAAGAGGUUAAAAAAAAAAUUAUAGGAAAAAAGGAAACGAGAAAACUGUCCACAUGCCUGCCUAAACUCUUCUUUGAGAAGCAGCUCAAAACAAAGAUGUCCGCUGCUGCCGGAGCUAUUUCCUUUUUCUCUACAUCUAGGGCCUUAAAAUCGACUGUUACUAUUCUGCUACUGCGUUAAAGAUACUAUAUAAAUAUAUAUAUAUAUAUACACACACGCAAGACAGAGGACAAAACAGAUUAAAUAUAUAUAUCUAUAUACAUAUAUGUGUGGCCAUUUUGUGUUGCCCACUAGGGACCGAGGGGAAAAAAAGAAGAUGCUAUUCUCUGCUGGUGUUCUUUGAAGACAAACAGAUUUAAGAGUAAAAAAAAUAACUUAGCGCGCAGAGUGUUUUAUUGAUAUUUUGUAAUUUGUGAUGGGCCUGCAUGACGAGUCUUUCUCUCCCCCUUGGAAUGUCCCUCCUCUUAGAACGUUGUUAGGCUUUGCAUCGCAAGCACUACCCCCCUCCUUCAUGCUGCAGCUAAGGUGCGUCUCGGCUUCUGUUUCAGCCGUCUUGUUUUUUUUUUAAUCGUAAAACGUCUCAGUCUCAAUUCACCCGCUUUUUUGUCUUUAACUGGCACAUGAACAGGCUUGGAUUGGCUUGGCCGAUGUGGCUGGCCGGCCAGCCACUGCUGAGCUUAAGGCUGUUUCGUAAAAGAAAGCUUGGAAGAGUGAGAGAACAAUAGCUAUCUUGCAGUUUUCCAUGCUGUGUUUUAGGUGUGUUGUCUCGUUCACCUGUACUGCCCACUGUUUCCUUUGAAAACUGCCACCGUUUGCCGCGACAGCUGUGCCGACCCCUUGUUUAAAGAAAAGGUGUGGACUGUGUGCAGACGUCAAAAACUAUGCGCUAGCCCCACUACUUAGCGACUCAAGCCAGUGUCGUGUUUAUUGGGUGAAUUUUCUUAUUUUUAGAAGCUGUGUUCUAGGGGUGUUGGCACUGUGCAUUGUAAUGGCUGCAUGGCGUGGCAUAGUGCGCAUUGGUCUGCAGUAUUGAAUGCACCGAGAAAGGAAGCUGCGUUGUGCACUCUCCGCCGGUGGUUGUGGUGGAUCUUGGUGAAAACAAUCUCAGGACCUUGUUUGACCUUUGGCAAAAUGAAAAAAAUAAAAAAGGAUCACUCCCCCGCCCCCCUUACACACACACAUACACCCCCCACUCUUCUUUUGUACAGCGUUGUCUAAAGAUUGUCUGCCUGCGUAGGUUUCUGCUGUUACCACUGAUCUCGAUUGUCAUCAUGUUUGUUUGCCGAGCGUCCCUUGGCUUGAAGCUGCUGUGAUGUCGUUGAUGACUGCAAGCGAAGUUUUAUGAGAUUGAGUGCAGUCGUUGGGGCCGUACGUUUAUGCCAGGCUUGACGCAGCUAUUGCCGCCGCAUUUGGCUCUGCUGCUGUUGCAGUGAAUAGCGCAAGUUUGUUGAUGUCGUUGUCUACAGGAUUUUUCCUUUUCUCGGCAUUGUGCACUAACUCGGUUCAGUUAAUGGCUUGGCCAUCGCUCGAAAAUUGGUCAAGGGCGCUAGAAGCAUGCUUGAGAUUAAAUUAGUCGAAUUAGGUUUCAAUUUGCAAUUCUUCCGGCAUGCUCGAAGAAAGCUGUGGCUGCAGCGUGGCAUAAACGAUGCUGUCCUUGUACGUGGACUGGUGUAGUAUUGGCAGAAGACAGCGGCAGCCGCUUUGUCUCCCCGGGUAGAGUUCUCGAUCUCGUGUGAUAACGUGUCCUGGGCUUCACAGCGUGCACGCACCAACAAACGUUCACAGCUAGUACGUGCAACCGUUCCACAUCUCCGUUACAGUGUUGCAUCCAUAGCUACAGGGGUGGCGUCUUGUAUGCGUUUCAUCAUAAAACGUUCAUCCUCGCCACAUGCCGAGCGCCGUGUAAACGUCACGGAUGGGGGACGUAUGUGGGAGUGUCAACCAAUCACAUGCAUUAAAGACAAAUGUUCUCUUGUAGAACGCGUAAAAGAUUGCACCCCAGGCGAACCAUUCACGUCUAUCGAUUAAUGCUAAAGAGCAAAACAGUUUGGUGGGAACACAGGUUAAGUUUCACGUUGUGCUGUUCUCGCAAUCUUGUGUGCAAAUGGUGCGAUCUACUUAAGGUGCGCGCUCUUCGUCGCUGUUAGGCACCCUGCCUAGGGCCCCUUCUGCCGCAAAGGUUUGCGUAGUUCUUCAGUUGGCGCACGUUCUGGUCUGGGCACGCUGUAUUAAGAAGGUUCAGCUCAAUCACCAUUGCCUGUCGUUUGUGAGAAUUGCACCAGUUAGUCAGUGCGCGGAACCACGCAGGUCGUGUUUCCAAGGGGCUGUUUGGGUGCAGACAUGUGUUUGCCCAUGGUCACGAGGUGUGUCCGGAACUGUUGGAACGAGUAUGUCGCCGCUGUCUGCUGCCUUUCCCACAGAGAGACUGGAUAAACACAUCUACUUCAAUUUCGUUUGUUUUGCCAGGAUGCUAUGUAUAGAUGGUGGUCAUGCCCGCUUUUGUUACUGCCAUCGUGCUGACUUCGAUUUUUUUUUAAUUCCUGCUGCGUGCACACGUUUUAGCUCUGUACGAGAAGGUUGUUUCAUUUUUUUUCCUCCACGCGUGCGUGUAUUUUCCUGCCCCUCGUGUACAGUGAUGAUGACGGCGAUGUUCGCCGCCCCCUCCUCCCCUCAUCCCCACCUGCCAAGGCUGUGUUUAUCUCCUCCCCAUGUGUGCAUGUGAGCAUUGAAAUGUUUUUGCCAGCACGAUGUGAGGGGCGUCUAUUAGUCUCUUAACCUUAAAAGAAAAUAAUGUUGUAUUAUACUUGUCUUUAUCGUUGGAGAGGCAAAAAAAAAAGCAGAAGCAUUGUGUAGUAUACGGAAAGAAAAAAAAAAGAUAGUGUUCUUGAUUUGUGGCAAUGCACUGUGAGUUUUUUGUUGUAUACAAAAUAAUAUACUAUUAAACAACAUGUAACAAAUUACAUGUCAAAGAAA